This is a messenger RNA of Penicillium mononematosum, 861 nucleotides long. RefSeq lists its product as uncharacterized. The transcript is spliced from 5 exons. NCBI's taxonomy places the organism in Eukaryota, Fungi, Ascomycota, Eurotiomycetes, Eurotiales, Aspergillaceae. The record is from RefSeq and is a predicted model, not a curated record. Gene Ontology annotation, molecular function: methyltransferase activity. Bases 1 to 861 code for a protein of 286 amino acids.
AUGCAUUCGAACCCAAUCUAUACUCAUGUCCAAGAUCGCUAUGGCGACCUGGCUGAUCGCUCGUCCACCAGCGAGCAGAAGAGAACGGAGCAAAACAUUGCCCAAGCAUUCGGCUACGAGGCUGCAGAACUCAGCUCAAUCCCCCAGGCUGCAAACCUUGGAGUGAGCUGCGGGAACCCCUUGACCCUGGCCAACUUGCGAGAGGGCGAAACAGUGGUUGAUCUCGGGAGCGGUGGUGGCAUUGAUGUGCUGCUGGCAGCCAAGAAAGUCGGUCCGAGAGGGAAAGCUAUUGGUGUGGACAUGACGAAGAGCAUGCUUCAACUCGCUCGCAAGAAUGCGGAGAAUGCGGGUGCUUCCAACGCGUCCUUUGUCGAAGCCUCGAUCACAUCUAUCCCCCUGCCAGACGACGCUGCCAACUGCAUCAUCAGCAACUGCGUGGUAAACCUCGUUCCUACAGUGGACAAGCAUCUUGCGUUCAAGGAGAUGUUCCGCCUGCUGCAACCCGGAGGUCGUCUUGCCAUCAGUGAUAUUUUGACUCGAAAGGAACUCCCGCAAGAAGUGACCAGUAGUCUUUCUUUCUACGUUGGAUGCAUUGCAGGCGCCAGCCAGGUUCACGAGUACGAGAAGUACCUUUCUGAGGCAGGAUUCAAAGAUAUCGCGAUUGUCGACACCCGCAGUGAUCUCAACAUUUACAAACAUCUGGUGCAAGAGCAGAUAGAUCUUGGGAAGACGGGCGAUAAAUCGGAACCAGCUGGUUGUUGUGGAGGAGCGCAAGUGAAGAACUCUGCUGAAGGAGACUUGCUGGAGUAUGACUUCAAUGAAUGGGCUGGCUCGUUUCAAAUUUACGCAGUUAAGCAGUAG